CAUGCGUUGGCGUCCCUCGAAACAAACACUUCCUGGCCGGCGAGCGUCACUCCGAUCCCCCGGCCUGCCCUGCCCGGACCACCAGCUAACCCGCGCCGCCUCCACCGCACUUCAGCACCACUCAGGCACCAUGGCUGAAUCUCUCCGCCGUAUGGUCAACAACGGGAACUUCACAUCCCUGCAGGACAAGCUAGAAAAGUGGCUAGAUGACUACCACAUCAACACGAAUGACCAGAAUGUGGCGCGUGCCUGUGAGCUGGUUGAGCUGAACGCCAGGGUGCAGGGGCAGCUCUUCACUCUCCUCAACCUGGUGGCUUCAGAAGGUGGUCUGUAUGGAGGGGUGAACACGCUGAAGAACAGGCUGCUGCCAUGGCUGAGUUCAGGCUUCGCCGCCUCCGCCGCCAGCGUCUCAGCCGACACCAGCCUCGCCGUCCUGGCCGAGGCGGCCGACAAGGACCGCCAGAUCACCGAGAUCCAGUCUCACUACGAGCAGCAGCUGGACAACAUGGAGAAGGACCUGCAGGACACCAAGGACGACGCAGCCGCCCUGAAGGCUGAGUUGGACGAAACUCGUGAUGAACUGGACGAUACUCGGAGGAAGUCCACGGGAACCAUGAUGGCCACGGAGGAUGAGAUUAUCCGUCUGAAGGAAGACCAGGUACGAUCCUUACAGAAUCGGAUCAAAGAUCGUAGGCGGCAGUUGAGGCUUACGAGAGACGAAUCUUCUUCCCUGCGCACCAGGGUUGACCUGAUUGGUGAUUAUGAGCGCCAGGUCCGGGUUCUGCGGGAUGAGAUCGCCAUUCUCCGAGGAGAGAGAGCUGCACUGGAGAAUGGCCUGCCCGAGCCCCUGCCGCCCCUCCCACCACCACGGCCCGGCUCCCCGACCCACGCCAAGCUGACCGACUCUGUGCGCCGCUCGCGUCUGAUUGGCCGGUACAACGAUCUGUUCAGCAUCGACCGUGUCGAGGCCCUGACCACCCUGCGCCGCUACAUCCCCGAUGACGAGGAAAUGGUCCAGCGUAUCGUCUUUGUAGGAGUGCAGGAGGCGUUCCAUGCUGCUAAGAUGGCAUUCCGUGCGAUGCGCCUGCGCGUGCGUAAGAACCUCGCCAUCACCCACGUCGGGCCGGAGACUCUGGAGGAGGCUGUUCUUGAUUACAUCGUCAGGAACACCGACCUGUUUGACGUCAACGGUGCUGUUCAGGACACCAUCCGUGCCAUGAAUGUCAACCCUAAGAUCUCCUUCCCGGCUGAGAUUGACUUCAACCUGCUGCAUCCGUUCAUCCGUGAGGUGUGCCGCUGUGGCUGGGGCAUGUGUGCUCUGGAGCCGCCGCUCGACAUCUCACCUGCCACUGAUGCAGAGCUGUACAACGAGCUCAAGUACCGUAGGAGCUAUGACUCUGAGUUCACGGCUCCCCUGGUGGCCUAUCACGUGUGGCCAGCACUGAUGGAGUAUGACAGGGUCGUGGUCAAGGGAGAGGCUGUGACUAAGAGGGGUGCUUCAUUGUUUUCCCCGCGCCGUAGUCGGAGUCGCAGCCCGAGCCCGAGGCUCCGUUCACCAAGCCCUUCACCUCGCCGUGCCACCAGCCCGCGGCCCAUGAGCCCCAGCAGGAGCCGCUCUCCCAGCCCCACGCGGUCGGGUAGCGCCAUGUCAGUCAGUUCGCGCCCUAGCAGUCGGUCCUCACCGCGACCCUACAGCGCCGCGUCCUCCUACGUCAGCUACUGACACUGAACCACUGACGAUGGAGCAGCUGUUCUGAGAUUCGAUGCCUCGCAUAUGGGCGUCUUUGAAUUUCAAUGUUACAGACCACCUACAGUAACUACUAGUAUUUCCCUGAAUGAACUCCAAAAUUUACCUUCCAAUACCUGGUAACUGAGUGUAAAAAUGUUGGAUAUUUUCUAUAACAUGGAUGUAAAGACCCUGCGUAUAGGGUGUGCACUGUUACACAUUCAGACACGAGUAAAAUAGAUACUCAAAACAGCAAAGAUAUCACAGACAGAGGGCUAUAGUAACUUAUACUGUGCAUUUUGGAUUUGAUACAGAAUUUGUGACUUUCAGGUUUGUUCAGCAGUCAAGCCAGUACUCAAAUGAUGAUGGAAAAAUGUGUAGAAAUAUCCAAAUAGGAGUUCAUAUCUCUGUACAAUUGUACAUCUUGGCGUUUGUUAUUACACAAUAAGGAAACUUCUCAGCAAACUAGACAAGCCUUUCUCUGUGUGAGGAAAUCAGAAGUGGUACAGAAUUUGUACCGUAAUCCUUUUUGCGUGAUGAAUGGAAAAUAUGUAGAGUUGAUAAUGACAUUUUGUGUGGAUUUUAAUAGAUAGGUGUAGAGGUACUUGAUUUAUUUUUGUUAAUAUUCACCAUUGAGUGUUACUAAAAGCAUGGACAUCCAUCGCUACUUCACAGUGUUACCAGUGGUGGAGGCUCAUGACUACAUAUUCCUUCCAAGCAGAUAGCUGUUUGCUGCUAUGUGUGUGUUCAGCAUUAUGCACAUUGAUUCUUGUAGCAUUAUGCAAAUUAUUUCACCAUAUUUGGUAUCUAUAGAAGAAGACUAUAUAUAUAUAGAUUCUUAAGUUUGUACACGGGAGGAUGGGCAGUAUGUGAGGGAAUUUUUAAAGUCAUGAAUGCAAAUUUUGUUUGAGACUACAAAUAUUAUAGAAAACAAUGUUUUACUGUGGCAUUGUAACAAAGUAAUGAUAAUGUUCAUUUUUAGCUUUGUGGAUUUGACUGGACAACUUUUUCUCAUUUUUUGUAUACAUUGGUGCCUUUUUAUUUGUAUCAUACCAUAAAACUUUAUAGAAGACUUUUACUUUAAAUAAAUUUGAGAUAAACUUGACAGCAGAACGCAUGUCACGACAAUAUGCAUGGUUGAAAUGGGCAGUACGAAUCAGAAAUGUCCUCUAUACAUAUCUAAAUAAUGUUUUUUUUCCAUAGUACAUGUCAUAUGUAAUGAACAUGAAACAGUUUGGUUUGUAACUAACUAGUGUGUAGGGAUGUUUUUGCACCUUGUUUGACUUCUUGAGAAACAAUAAAAAGAAUAAAAUCUUCUGAAA
Molecule: messenger RNA, 3048 nt
Organism: Branchiostoma belcheri (Belcher's lancelet)
Lineage: Eukaryota; Metazoa; Chordata; Leptocardii; Amphioxiformes; Branchiostomatidae
Product: mitochondria-eating protein-like
Exons: 13
Coding region: 2-1723 (573 amino acids)
Biological process (GO): mitophagy by internal vacuole formation; mitochondrial protein catabolic process
Cellular component (GO): mitochondrial outer membrane
Source: RefSeq, a predicted model, not a curated record